Messenger RNA from Spodoptera exigua (beet armyworm), 6916 nucleotides. NCBI's taxonomy places the organism in Eukaryota, Metazoa, Arthropoda, Insecta, Lepidoptera, Noctuidae. The record is from the annotation of a GenBank genome assembly.
CAUUACGUAAUUCAUCUUUGUUAGAUUAUGGAAAAGAGACGCACGAUAUUCGAACUGAUAUGAAUAAAUUAUACCAGUUCUGCACGUAUGUACAAAUUCAUCUCAAACAAGUGCUUGUAGUGCAAACUUGAUUUUGAGAGGGGUAAUGUGUGUCGCGCGCUAGUGUGACAUGUUGGUGAUAAACUUUACGUUUUAUUUUACCUAAUAGUAUUCGUAAUCGACUAGUUUCAUGUUUAAAAGUUCUUUAUUUUAUUUUCAAUAGAAUAUUUUUUUUAAUUUGUUAAUAAAUCUUUUGCAUUGUGUCGAUAAGUGGAAAUACGAUUAGUAGAAAUGCCACUGUUAUAACAAAAACAAUUUUCUAAUAAUGAAGUUUACGUCGAAUAAAACGCAUAACGGAUUUUUGACAAAUCGUCUGACCUUGGGCGCCCUGCGCAACAUUCGUGAAUCCAACCGAGCAAGAUUAUUGUUCUGUCGGGCUAGUCUCGACAUACCUAUCUACAUUCUACAGUGUGUAUGUAGAUAUUUAUUAAGUAGUAGAGUAGUUCAAAACCUACGAGUUUGGGGCUCGAAGAUGCCUUUAUUUGGCAAAAAAGAUUUUGGGAGGAAGUCCAAAAAAGAUGCAAAGGAUUCAGAGAAACAGCCAUCCAUCGAAGACAAGUAUGUCGUCAAAGAUCUGUUGGGUACAGGAGCGUUUUCCGAGGUACGUUUGAUAGAGAGCAAAGAAAACGGGCAGAUGUUCGCUUGUAAAAUUAUCGAUAAAAAGGCUCUCAAAGGCAAAGAAGAUUCACUAGAAAAUGAGAUUCGUGUCUUGAAAAGAUUUAGUGAACAAGCCAAAGGUGAGGGUGCCGAGAAAAAAAUGUUUUCUCAUCCGAAUAUUGUCCAGCUGCUCGAGACAUAUGAAGACAAAAAUAAAGUGUAUCUUGUGAUGGAGCUUGUCACGGGUGGAGAAUUGUUCGACAGAAUCGUUGAAAAAGGGUCUUACACCGAAAAAGAUGCGUCCAAUCUAAUUAGACAAGUAUUGGAAGCAGUGGAUUACAUGCACUCUCAAGGUGUAGUACACAGAGAUCUGAAACCAGAGAACUUACUGUAUUACAGUGCUGAUGAGGAUAGUAAGAUCAUGAUAAGUGAUUUUGGGCUGUCCAAGAUAGAGGACUCUGGCAUCAUGGCUACAGCAUGUGGUACACCUGGAUAUGUUGCUCCCGAGGUACUCGCACAGAAACCAUAUGGCAAGGCUGUAGAUGUGUGGAGUAUAGGAGUAAUAUCUUACAUUCUACUUUGUGGGUACCCUCCAUUCUAUGAUGAGAAUGAUGCUAACCUGUUCGCUCAGAUCUUGAAAGGUGACUUUGAAUUCGACUCCCCUUACUGGGAUGAUAUUAGUGAUUCAGCUAAAGAUUUCAUUCGGCAUUUAAUGUGUGUGGAUGUGGACAAGAGAUAUACUUGCAAACAAGCUUUGGACCACCCUUGGAUCUCUGGAAAUGCUGCCAGUAACAAGAACAUCCAUGGCACUGUUUCUGAACAGCUCAAGAAGAACUUUGCCAAGUCACGCUGGAAACAGGCAUACCAUGCUACUACGGUUAUCAGGCAAAUGAAAAAAAUGGCACUUAAUAGCAGCAGCAGCUCAAGUCGCAAUGCCAGCGGCUCAAGCAAACAAUAGCUGUAUUGUCUGACUGCCCACCUUCUGAUUGCCAUUGUUUCACUUGCCUAGAAGAAUAACUUAUAUAGUAGGUUUAUAACGAAAUGACAAAGUUCGACGCAAUCCUGUUGUUACAGCACCAUCGGGUGAAUGGCUUGUUAAAUUGGUAGAUAUCACAAUUAAUUGGUAUUCAUUGUCAAAACAGUUGCUAAGAAACGCGUACGAGAUUCGUGUCAUUGCUAUUAUUAUCGUGACGCCUUUAUGCUAUACAAUUGUUCUAUAAAUCAGCGCUUCUCAAAAGCUAUGUUCUUGGGAGCAGUGCUUAUAAAACGUAAUUGUAGGCAUAUUACAUAAUGAUUAAAAUCAACGAACUGUUUAUAAGACAUUAUGUCUAGUCAUUUAUCAUUUCUGCUUGCAUAAAGGUAUGUACCAUUUUAAUUGGGUAAAUAAUUAUUGUGGAUAAAUAUGGUAAUUGUAGUAAAAAGUAAAAAAUAUGGAGUUACACUACUAUGCUUACCUCUUCAACUCAUCGGAAUUCCUAUAAACAUUUCAUUACACAUGUAUCUCCUAUUUGAUACAUGUAUUUUCUCUUCAUGUCAAGUUAAACUUACUGUGACAAUGUCUAUCUGUAAUACUAUCUCUGUUGAACAUGAAUCUUUUUUUACGAAUUUUCUGAUUUAAUUUUUACUGCAUUUUGAAGCAAAUCAAUAUUAAUUAGGUAGGGUAAUAAAAUGUUCUCUUUAAAAGAUACUGACUUAAUAGUUAUUACUUAGGUAUGGUGAUACUGACAAAUCAUUUAAAAAUAAGGUCUGUUGCAAAUUCAUUAGAGUUACAAGUUAUAAAGUGACGAAUAUUUACAUUUAAAUGAUAAUGGUUGGAUAUGAUAAAGUAUAUUAGGCGAUGAGAAUGUUGUACCGCUUCUUACAUCCCACUUAUAUCCAUUUGAGUAUCUAUUUAGAUACUGGUUAACGGAAUUUGCUGUAGUGACAUCAUGUAUUGUGAUUAUUCUAUUUGACCCUUGAAGUAGUUGUUUUAAAGUUUGUUAAAUGAUCACCUAUGCUAUGCCUAGCGUAAGUUUUGUGAUUCUAAAGCUAAGUCCUAUAUAUCCACUGUCAUAUUCAAAUACCUGUUAAGUAGUGAAUUGUAAUAUCUUACCUAUACGCACUGUUGAAUUCAAUGUUGUUAUAUGAUACUCCGCGUUUAAAACGAUUAUAAAAUAGCUGUAUUUGCUAAAUUCAUCUCGUGACAUUACCUUGCUACAUGAUUUAUUCCAACAAAUAUUUUGCGCAACUCAACUUAUUGUUUUAUCGGUAAGAGUGAAAGAUCUGUACGCAAGACUGAAAUUGUAAAGUGAUAGCUAGUUUUUUUCAGUAAAUCCCUGUGUAGGUAAUAUCCGCAGCAUUUUCAAUGUUCCGUUGUUUGAGUAAAAUUUAAGGUAAAUAUAAAGACGAGUUAUGGAUUCGAUAAAACAUUGUUUCACGGUAGCGGUAGACUAGUGAAAAUGUUUAUUGGUAUAAACAACGUAAAAGGAUUUAUACAUUAUGAAUUACACGAAAUUUAUGUAACGCGUUAAAUGCCAGUUGAAAUUCAAAUUCGUGUUUAGUUAUGUACCUAGAGCUACCGCCUACACUGUUGACAGCUAAUCUAUGAAAAAGAGCGUAUCAUGUACAGAUUCGAUGAAUCUCAUUUUAUUUCUUUUAAAUAUUUUUUACUAAUGCAGCUUUUGCUAUGUAUGAAAUUAUUUAUGAAUCCAGUCUCUUUAAAAGAGCCUUGGUUGUAAGUCUUUCCCUGUCGCAUAAUAUAUUAACAUUCCGCAGAGAAUGAUUUUAUUUGGCAAUGAAGUAAAUAAUUUAAACUUGACAUUCCAUUUCUGCAGUAUAAUUUUAUACAAGAAAAUAUUAUUUUUAAUUCCUGACUUAUUUAUCUUUGAUUAUAAUUAUUUGAACAAACAGUGAGGAAAGAGCAUUUGUUUUUAUUAAUUUCAUUUAUUAGCAUUGAUGUACUUAUCUAUAUUUUGCAUCAAUUUUGUAUAAGUACUUAGUAGAUUAUCAUCAUGCCUAUUUGCAUAUUAUGUAUUCGCAAAGCUUAUACACAAAAUUAAAGAACAUUCCAAUUAGGAUUUUAUUUAGUUACUGUUUAAAUACGAAGCUACUUGUGUUCAUAAUUAUGAUUGUUUUAAUGUCUAUUUAUAUUGGGGUGGUAUGGGCGUCGAAGCAAGCUUUUUGUAAGUCAGAUUUUAAUUUUAUAAUAUGGUGUUUAUUAUUAUAUAUCUUCCGUCCAUAGCGUCCAUAGCUAACACUGGGAUUUUUCUUCAUAUCACAGCUUAUGGAAUUUGCUUGUUAAUCCGUGCCAUGGUGUUGUUGAUAUUUAAUGCUAUAUGAUAUGAACCAAUUUUUCAUUUACUUAUUAUGAAAAUUGGCCUAAUGAAUCUUAUAAGUCUGAUAAUGUGCGAGUUGUGUCUAUUUAAUGUUCCGUUCCAUAACACUUUAGAGAUAUUUAAUUGCUUUUAAAACAGAUUCAAUUAACGCCGUGGCGCGGGUAGGUACCGAAUGUAUGGUACAACAUAUACUUACAUUUUUGUCUCAGUACCAGAAAGGACAGGAAGGUAUUUUAUUUAGAAAUUAUUUUUGUGCAAUCGUUUUCAUUUUAAUGUAAAAAUGCUAUAAUUAUUUAUUUGGAACCAAAUAUUUGUUGAUCUGACUUGUUGGUAAUAAUUAGGCGACGCGCCUCCUUAGUAGGCGAGAGCCAAUGGAAGCGCGUCAUUCGUUAAUGUUUUCGAUCUAUUGUCAUAAUAAAUCAUCGCUUGAUUGUUAAGCAUGCACUGCUUUAAAGUUUUUAAUAAUUGUAAGUGUAGUAAUGUUCAAUAAAUAAUUGUCUAAAUGCGCCUUAAUAUCUGUGUAAUUUUACUAGUUCUGUCAGUGCUCCUUGUAUUUACUAUAGUUUAAGUAAUAAGAGUACUAUUAUAGGUUUCAUAAUACUUUUUAGAAACUGUUACAUUUCAUUUAAACUCUUAACGUCCUAUACCUAAUUUUAUGUAACUCCUUUGUGUAUGUUUUAUCAAAUGUUGGUAUACUAUGUAAACGUGUUCUUAUUGAGGAUUUUUGUAGUCAUGUAUUUUAUGGAUUGACAUACGGGCGUAGAUCCCAUUAUAAUCUCUUAAUAUUAUAAUAAUAUUCGUUUUAACUUUUUAACCAUUUUGUGUCAAUGGCUACCUAUACAUGUGCCAUGUCUCUAUCAAGUGUAUGUUAUUACUUAUUUAUAAAUUGUGAUCGAUUUUAUAAUUUAAUUUCCGUAUGUAAUGUAAUGUUUUGUUUAACUGCGCACAAUGUUUUAAGUAAGAGAUAUUUUUAAAGCUAAUUAUUGUUUAUGUAAACAAAACCGAAACCGGGGUUAGAACAUCUAAUUUGAUUUCCGUUCCUUUUUCUGCACAAACAUUACCACUAGACGUUUGUUUACCACAGAUAACCGAAUAAUAGUAGAUACGCUAACGUGAUCUUGCCAUUGUUACACACUUAGCAGUAUACACGACAUAUGUUUGCUCUCUAGUUUUUUUUCAUUAUGUUGUUAGUUGAGUUUUCACUGUGCCAAAACCAUAUCAUGAUCAGUGAUAAAUAUUAUACUUAACAUACUAUAAGAUUUAUUGUUUGUUAGACACUUUUAAAUCGACUUUUAUCGCAAUAGAUAGCAGACUGCAGUGCUGAGCGAGAUAAAUACAAGUUCCUUGUCAUUUGAAUACUAAUUAUUUUUUUCUUUAUUCAUUAACGUAAUAUGUUUAGUCUAAGAGUAAUCUAUAACAUAUUUACUAUUUUUCGAAGGUUAUUAACUAUGUAUAUGUUUUGAAUAAACAUACACGUUUUAGUUUCUAUAUUUAUCUAAUUAAGCACAAUAGUCUAAGGGCUGGGGGGAAAAUCAACAAGUUUAUUUUAUUCGAUAGGUAUAUGCAUUGUUUCUGUUCUAUCUAUUGUUUGGGUUGUGAAAUUGUUUUCUUUUUUCAAAGUCUUCUUAACAGACAUUUCAUCGGGAAAGUUGUAAUAACUUGUGACUAAGAUCUGAUUAAUGUUGAAAAAUCUUGUGAUUUAGAUUUUAUACUUCUUGUUUAAAACAAUCAAAAUUUAUUAGUAGAUUCUUAGAUGUUAGCUAUAUUUUCAAUGUCAUUGUAAAUAAAAUGCCAACUUGUUGAGACAUUCGUUUCAUUGCCUUGCAACAAAUCACCGAUAUUUAUUAUAAUUUAAUUAUUUUUAACAUUUACUAUAUAUUACAAUAUACAUAAUGAAUAUAAUAUCAGAUGUGACGGGAAUGUCUACUGUAUCUCCUCGCCGAGAAGUGACAGUUGUUUUAAGAAUUGAGAAGCGUUCGGGAGGGUAGUCGCGCCGUAGAUGAUUUUCCUGGAAGUCCCGCUCGUUGCUUGUUGCUAGAAUUAUAAAGACACGUUAAAAGUUAUCAUAAUAUAAUCGUAAGUACAUAUGAGUAGGUGAUCUGGAAUUGGGCGACAAACGAUUAGAUGGGAUCAGCUGAUGAUUUGAUAGUAGUCAUAGCACUGACAUUUUCAUUGUCGUUGGAACCAGUUUUGAAGCUUUACUAAAUAAAUAGCUUAUGUGGAUGAGUGAGUCUAAGUCAUAAGUCAUUAGCUCAAUCGCAUCUAAUCUCGUGGAGGGAAGGAAAAAAAUAUUACCAGACUGUAAAUUUUUUUGUACAGAGCUAAAUUAUGGCUAUUUAUUGGUCUGGGAACCGACAUACUUUUAUUGUUCAAUGACUACGUACCUUAGUGAAAUCAAUAAGGUUGUGGUACUCGAUGUAAUUGCCACCGCCUACAAGGAAGACGACAGCGUCGGUGGGGGGCGAAUGUUUGGCGGAGCGCGCUCUGGCGGCGGCGUCAGUGCGCGCGGCGCGGGGAUCCAGCCAUAGAAGUUCCCCGGCACCUUCGCCGCUACCCGCGCCACUGAGUGCCGCCUCCACCGUACGGCUUACUGGUAGCUUCUAUAGAUAUAAAUAAGAACAUGAUUUAUAUUAAUAUAUUAGUCUUCAAACAGUUUGUCGUCAGUAAAAAUUGUUCUGUACAAAUUUCUAAUAAUAAAUCUCAACUUUUUAUCUCGGUUCUGAUUUCUUUGACGUCCCAGGCUGUAUUUUUCAACUAAAUAAUUAUUUAACUCACGUGUUUCUUCACGACCAAGUUUUUGACUCCUUCCAUUACAAAUGAAGAGCCUUGGGACACGAGUUUGGAGAACAUGGAUACAGUCUUGGUGCCGCCUCCUUCAUAUUGACUAGACAUCUUCGUGAAACCUC